Messenger RNA from Harpegnathos saltator (Jerdon's jumping ant), 833 nucleotides. Its product is annotated as farnesol dehydrogenase. NCBI's taxonomy places the organism in Eukaryota, Metazoa, Arthropoda, Insecta, Hymenoptera, Formicidae. The transcript has 5 exons. Gene Ontology annotation, molecular function: oxidoreductase activity. The record is from RefSeq and is a predicted model, not a curated record. The coding region runs from base 81 to 821 and encodes 246 amino acids.
UCGAUGUCCGGGACGGCGAGCGUGAUCCCAUUACAACGAAGGCUGCGGUCUGCCAGUCGCGCAGCGAACGUCGCACGAGGAUGGAGCGUUGGGUCGGGAAGAUCGCCGUGGUCACGGGAGCCAGCGCCGGAAUCGGCGCAGCGAUUGCGCGAAGUCUCGCCCGACAAGGUAUGACUGUGGCGGGCUUCGCCAGGAGAGUGGAGAACAUGAAGGAGAUUGCCGACAGCUUAGAGGACUCCUCGGGGAAGCUUUACCCCGUCGAAUGCGACGUUACUAAGGAGGAGAGUGUGAUCGCAGCUUUCGCAUGGGUGAAGGAUAAUCUCGGGCCGGUGAACGUCCUCGUGAACAGCGCCGGCAUCACCAAAGAGUCUUCACUCGCUGACGGCUCCCUGGAGGAAUGGCGGUCUGUGUUCGACGUGAACGUUCUGGGACUCUGUCUGUGCACGCGCGAGGCGGUGCGUGCGAUGCGAGAGACGGGCGAGGACUCGCUCGUGAUUCACGUGAACAGUCUGGCCGGCGAGAGAAUACCCUUCGUGCCGGGAUUCAGCGCAUAUCCUGCGUCGAAGCGCGCCGUCACCGGCCUCGCGCAGUCCUUGCGGCACGAGCUGGCAGGCACGCGCAUUCGCGUCACGAGCAUCAGUCCCGGCUUGGUCGCGACGGAGUUCAUGGCCUCCUACAGCAUGUUCUCCGAGGAAGCGAUGAUGGCGAUGCCGACGUUGAAUCCGGAUGAUGUCGCAGCAGCAGCGAUUUAUGUGCUGUCCAAUCCUUCUCACGUUCUGAUACAGGACAUCGUGCUGAGACCCUUGGGUGAAUCCUGGUAAUCGAAAUUCGAG